AAUCAGGGUGGAGGAAGAUUCAACCGUGGGGGAGGGGGGGAGAGAGUUUCCAGUAUAGAAAGAAAGAGGGAGAAGUAGACAAAUCCAAAGGGGAUUUUCAACAACAUAGCAGAAAUCUGGAGGGGUUUGGGCCCAGAUUCACACCUGGUACCUCCAACUACCAGGGGGAUGGAGGAGAGAGGCCGAAAUUAGAGACAAAAGUCGUUGCUGAAGACAGAGAGAGAGAAGCGAGCAAACAUGAGGUUGAUCGAAUUGGAUCUGAGGGCAAAGAUGACACAACAGGGGCGGGUGCUGUAACAGGACUUGGGAAUCAGACAGAAGGGAAGAAGGACUCUGAGGGUGAUAUUGAGUAAGGAAAUCCCAUACACAACAGAGACAAUAAUAAGAAAGGAGAUAUUGAUGCUAGAGCAGGAUAUAGACAGAAUCAGAGCAAUUGGGGGGGUGCUACCAAGUUUGCACAGAGAGAGGGAUCUGAUCAAAAUAAGAAUGGAGCCAACCUUAGGGUGAUGUGCAACAAAUGCAAGGAUUUCAGACAUCUGACUAGGGAAUGCAAAAUCCCAGACUGCAUUAUCUGUGGAAACAAUUCUCACAUUACAGAGGAUUGUAACUGGCUAAAGCAGAUAAAACCACUUCCCAAGUUUGUUGGAUAUGCUGUUAGAGGUUUGGGAGUGCUGCUGAUACAGAAUUCUAAGGAAGUUGUGAACAGUGAACAAAUCAAUCCAAUGGAAAUUAUCACUAUUGCUUUUAGAGAAAUUAAUGAAACUCAGUUCCUGGAAGGCUUAAAUUACAUGUUUAAGUGGGAUUGGCAAUGGAGAUGCAAGAAACAUGGAGACAUGGAUUAUCUUAUGAGAUUUCCAAAUAAGAGCAGACUGAUUGAACUUCACAAAUUUGGGAAUUUCAACCUCCUAGGGACAAAAGCUGUCAUCAAUGUAGAUAGUUGGACUUAUGACACACAAGCCAUAGGGAAGCUUCACACUAUGUGGGUGAAAUUGUGGAAAGUGCAUGAAUGUUUCAGACACUUCUUUGGUGCUUGUGAGGUGGCUGCUACAAUUGGUGCAGUACUGGAGAUUGACAUGACAACAAUUUUGCAGGAAAAAAUAAGAGCCAAGGUAGGGGUGAGAGACUCUGAAAAAAUACCCAAGCACACUCAAGUGACUGACAAGGACCUCAUGAUAUACAUAAUGACUUUGGAGCUAGAAAGGGUGAUAGAACAGGGUUGGUAUGAAGACAAAAGAAAACAUGAAGACAUUGAGACAGACAAGGAUACAGACUCAGAUGAAACGAGAAAGAAAAUCAAAAUUGGUGGAGUAGAUGCAGAGGGGAGCAAGGAAAACAUUUCACUGGGUUGUGUAGGGCUUAAGCAGUUUGAGGAAAUGAAGAAGAAGAAUGAUGAAAUUCUAAAUAUUGAGAAGGAAUAUCUGGCUGAGGUUGGAAUGAGGAAAAAAGUGGAAGCUGGUCUAGGUAAAGUACUACAAAAGCUACAGGAAAUGGAAGAAAAUAAAUGUAGACAGGAAGCCUGGAGGGUAGUGGAGGAGAAAAGGCAUAAUUCCUAGGAGGAAGAGAAAAAUAAUAUGGUGCACAUGAUCAAGAAACAACAAGAGCUGAUAGACAGAUGUAUGGAGAAGAUUUAGCUUUGGGAUGAAAAAGAACUGACUGGGGAGGAUCUUGGAGAGAAAAAUUAUUAUGACAAAGGUAUCUCACAGGAUCCACUGAUUGAAGACAACUACAUUGAAACUGUGGACUACAAUGCCAGCCAGGAUUCUGUGGAGUCUCUGGGGUCCAAAUUGGGCAUUGCUGCUAAAGAAGACAGGGACACAGACAAGGAUAAGGACAAAAAUGGACCUACUAGAAGAAGUGACAGGAACUUGGACAAAAAAGAUGAUAUGGUUGAAGAUUUGGCCAAGGAAAGAGCUGCUGACAAGGAUAAUUAUGAAAAAGGACCCAGGAGAAAGAACGCUGAUGCUGGGGGCAAGGCUCAUCGAACAGGUGGCAAGUGGAAUUUACAAAGCUUCGCAGGGCUGGCGCUUCGGAGUUCCAAGGCUGCAAAUGUGAAUCUUCGGGGAGAAGAAUCUUCAGAUCUUGUCAUUUGUUGCAUGUGUCUUCAGCUCGCCUCCUUUUGGAUGGAUUGUAAUAAACUUUAGCGAUGUCUGAUGAGGUUAUGUACCUAGGGUAGGGUCAUGGACCUAUCUAGGAUACCAUGCCCUAGGACAUCAUCAU
Messenger RNA from Triticum dicoccoides, 2217 nucleotides. RefSeq lists its product as uncharacterized. The record is from RefSeq and is a predicted model, not a curated record. The transcript is spliced from 3 exons. Bases 507 to 1553 code for a protein of 348 amino acids. NCBI's taxonomy places the organism in Eukaryota, Viridiplantae, Streptophyta, Magnoliopsida, Poales, Poaceae.